Molecule: messenger RNA, 661 nt
Organism: Drosophila obscura
Lineage: Eukaryota; Metazoa; Arthropoda; Insecta; Diptera; Drosophilidae
Gene: wrm2
Exons: 1
Coding region: 1-174 (57 amino acids)
Source: RefSeq, a predicted model, not a curated record
AUGGCCCUUUAUUUCCUGUACCCCGCUGUGGCCGCCCUGGCCUUGUUCAUCGUCGGCGUCAUUAUAAUUAUGUUGCGCUAUGGGCCACGACUCUGUGGCCUGCGCCAUCAUGCGCUCCCUGACAACCAUGACCUCAGGGAGAAGACAUACGAGCAUGAGAUAAGCUAUGCAUAAUUCGAUGCGCUCUUUCUUCAAUAUUAUUACUAUUUACACAUUCUGGCAAUGUUAUAUAGACAUUGCUCUAUAUAUCUUCCCCCCGAAACUAACCUUAGUCACUGUAAGUCCCCCAUUACUAACCGUCUUUUUGCACCCCAAGAAUAAUUAUUUUGCAUGCAGUACAAAUAGCUUCAUUUAGUGUCCAAGCAGAUCCAUUUCUAUUUAUCAUAUCAAGACAAUGUGCCUUCGAUGUAGAGACUCGUGAGUAAAUUAUGCCGUCCAAGUGUCUUCUAGUAUUGUAAGAUCCAAUAUGUAAUUAAAAUUUAAUGUAUUUACCCCUUUUCGAGAAGUUUACAGAAUCUGCAUUUAAUGUAAUCCUCCAUUUUGAUUCGUUUAUUUGUCUAACGCAAACUCUAUACAUUUGUAUUUCGUUCUUAUUUUGUAAACCCAACCCAUUAUGGUACAGUACAGAAAUCAAAUAAAGCUCCAUUUUACAUUUCCGUAA